Messenger RNA from Diversispora eburnea, 1872 nucleotides. Lineage: Eukaryota; Fungi; Glomeromycota; Glomeromycetes; Diversisporales; Diversisporaceae. The record is from the annotation of a GenBank genome assembly.
AUGGACGAUACUAUGUCAGAAUGUGUGAUCAUGGAUCAAGAAAAACAGAUUCAUGUUCAUGGUCUUGAAUAUCAAUCAACACCAAGCACAAAUCUACAUAAAACCAAACAGGUUUCUGAAGCAGCAACGGAAAAUCUAAAUGUAUUAUCACAACAUAUAACACCAAUGAAAAAAAUGGUUGCCGCCUGUUUUGGGGCUUUGUUGACUUCUCUCUUUACAACACCAUUUGAUGUCGUUAAAACUCGGCUUCAAUCCCAAAGUCUUUAUAAAGGUUAUUCGUCAUCAGUCACACCGUGUUGUCAUGGAAUAUUCUUUUCACCACAAAAUAUGCAUCGAGAAUUUUAUUGUCGAAUUGAUCCACACGUACCAAACCAAGCUUCUGCGUUUAGUUGUGCUGCAACAAUAAAUCCCAAUCAAUUUGCUGCAAAAAAUCAACUUAAUGAACUUAAUGGAUCAUUAGAUGGCGUCGUUAAAAUUGUUCGUAACGAAGGAAUCGCAUCAUUAUGGAGAGGACUUUCACCAGCGCUUAUAAUGUCUGUUCCAGUAACAGUAAUAUAUUUUGUAGGUUAUGAUCAUUUAAGAGAUACAUUAUGGAAACAUUGGAAAGGAAAAUAUUCAGAGACAUAUUCUCCUUUAUUAGCCGGAGCUAUAGCGAGAACACUCGCCGUAACUUCGGUAUCCCCAUUAGAAUUAUUCCGAACCAGAAUGCAAGGACCUGAAGGUGCUAAUGGUUUAAAAGGAGUAAUGAAUGGUGUCCAGAAAAUGGUUAAAUUAAAUGGGGUAUCAUCAUUAUGGCGUGGUUUGGAACCUACACUUUUACGUGACGUACCCUUUUCAGCCAUUUAUUGGACUGGUUAUGAAAUUAUGAAAAGAAACUUAGGAAAUUAUUUACGAAAAAAUAAUCUUGAAGGAACUGUGAAUAACUUUGAAAUAGCUUUCAUAUGCGGUGCUACAUCUGGAAUGGUCGCCGCCACAGUUACUACUCCUUUUGAUGUCGCAAAAACUGUUCGACAGGUUACUGUUGAAAAACCCAAUAUGAUCAAAAUUAUGAAAACAAUACUUCAAAAAGAAGGAUAUCGAGGUUUAUUCAAAGGUGGAUCAUUACGAACAAUUAAAGUCGCUGUAAAUAUUGAUUCAAUAAAAAGUGUUACUUUGCCCAAAGCCACUAAAACCGGAACUACGAUUGCUGGAAUUAUUUUCAAGGAUGGUGUUAUUUUAGGUGCAGAUACUAGGGCAACCGGAGGAUCAAUCGUGCAAGAUAAAGAUAUUUUUAAAAUUAGUUACAUUGCCCCAAAUAUAUACUGUGGUGGAGCAGGUACAGCUGCCGAUACCAUAUUCACAACCGAUUUAAUUAGUUCACAAUUAGAAUUGCAUCGAUUAACUACUGGAAGACAAUCUCGAGUUGAUUCUGCAGAGACAAUGCUUACACAAUUGCUUUUCAAACAUCGAGGUUAUAUCGGUGCAGCAUUAAUACUUGGUGGUUAUGAUAUAAAAGGACCGCGAUUGUUUCAUAUAUAUCCUCACGGAAGUUCGGAAAAGUUACCCUAUGUAACUAUGGGCAGUGGUUCCUUAGCAGCAAUUUCUGUUCUCGAAAAUGGGUGGACAAAGAAUCUUGAGCGUCAAGAAGCCAUUGAUCUUGUCAAAGAUGCUAUCGAAGCUGGUAUCUUCAAUGAUCUUGGCUCUGGAUCCAAUGUUGAUUUGGUUGUAAUUGAGAAAGAUAAAGUAGAAAUUUUGAGAGAAUAUUCUAAACCUACUCAACGUCCUCAAAAACAUUAUAGCUAUAAGUAUAAACGGGGAACUACAGCUAUUCUUAAGGAGUCCAUUAGAGAUUUAGUUGUCGUUACAGAUGGCGAAGCAAUGGAUAUCUCAUAA